Molecule: messenger RNA, 1573 nt
Organism: Misgurnus anguillicaudatus (oriental weatherfish)
Lineage: Eukaryota; Metazoa; Chordata; Actinopteri; Cypriniformes; Cobitidae
Source: RefSeq, a predicted model, not a curated record
CUAUCUCUAUCUGUCUGUCUCAAUCAGCAGUCUAAAGUGCUUGUCAAAAUCAAAAUGAUGCGAUAGCCAAUCAAAUCAAAGAAGGUGGAGUUGUUUACAGUAUCCGGAGCGCGAGCUACAAACUACAGAGCGAGCACACGUAUGCGCGAUGUUUCAGAUUGUUAGCGGUGGCGAAAGUGCAACACACGAUGUGGAGCUAGAGGAUUGUCGCCUGAGGCUUGGAGAGGAAAGGAACGCCAGACUGAAAACCAACUCUCGUCUGGUGGAGCUGGAACUGGAGAAUGAGCGUUUGCGCAGUCUGAACCUCUCUCUGUCUGAAGCCCAUAUGAGCACCUCUGUUCUGGAUGAUGAACGUGUGCUGGAAAGCAUCGAGUCUUCCUUUCACAAAUUCCACGCCUUCCUAGAUCUUCUUAAAGAUGCUGGGCUGGGGCAAUUUGCAUCUAUGGCUGGGAUUGACCAAUCAGACUUUGGAAUACUUGGGAAUCCUCAGCUUUCCUCAACAGAGCAAACAGAGCCUCACGAUGACCAGGCAAAUGAGGAGAAUGUAGCAGCAAAUGAUGAGUGUCCCUGUAUCAGGUACGUCUGCUAACAAUGUAGACGUUUCCCAGAGCCAACCACUACAGGAAUUGCCUUUAAUUCCAGCCAGCAUGAGCCGCGCCUCUCCCAUACUGCAGGAGCCACUCGCGUUUGAAGCUCCCGAGCAAAGAGCCAGCGCAGUCUCUCGCUCAGGGAGUUCACUCAGCAGUGCCGGCACUCAAUCCAAAGGCUUAAAAUCCUACAGAUCAAAUGGAUCUGAGGGGAAAGUGUUUUCAGCCGUCGGCUCAAGAGCAUCUAGUCUGUCUCAGUUGGGUUCAGGAGUGAUUCAGGAAGCCAAAAGAGUUCUGCUGGACAGCUCGGGUUUUAGCCAGAUAUAAGAUAAAGAAAUCUUUGAUGAUGUGAUUCGACUUCAUGUAUUUAUUGGAAAGUUAAUGGAUUACCUGGCAUCCACAGCUAUCUGUGUGUUUAUUGCUUUGUCCAGCAUUCUUUUAUGGAGCAUCCUUUACCACUGCACGUUUUUGAUGCCAGGUCUUAUGCUACCUUUCAGACAACUCAGAUUUAAGAUAUUUCCCACCUCAACCCAGAAAUAAUGUUACUAAACUCUUAAAAUGUUUAGAGGCUUGUUUUGAGGUGGGAAAUAUCUGCAAUCCGAAUUUGUCUGGAACACAUUGCAGUCUCUAUUGAACUCAUAUCUUAGCUGAUCACUUUGAUUCAGAUUUGUGAAAUGUGGAAGACAUCCUAAACGCGCAGUGCUAAAAUGAAUUUUAGGAUCACUGCUAUAGACCAUGAAGAUGAAUUUGUUCAAUAAGACUACACUUUACUUUUACUUGUUUAAUAACUUUAGGUUUUUAUUUUUGUAAUAAUUGAAUUCAUACACUUUUAUGUAAUAUAAAUCAAAUGUGUUGUUUAUGAAUUGUUGUCAAACUGAUGUUGGAUUUUCUAUGGAUGGUUUACAGUACACACUUUGGUUUAUAGCAUUUUUCACUUAAAAUAAAUAUUUCACAAGUGUCCACAGCUUAGGUGGAUCAAUGCUUUA